This is a messenger RNA of Exophiala xenobiotica, 1685 nucleotides long. RefSeq names its product non-histone chromosomal protein 6. Bases 706 to 1368 code for a protein of 220 amino acids. The transcript is spliced from 6 exons. The record is from RefSeq and is a predicted model, not a curated record. NCBI's taxonomy places the organism in Eukaryota, Fungi, Ascomycota, Eurotiomycetes, Chaetothyriales, Herpotrichiellaceae.
CGGUCGACGAGGAAAUGAUAAGAGGGGAUUCGUAGGCUUUUGACGAAGGCACUAGUGAGCAGGGGCAGAGCAAGAACUCGAAUGGGUGCGGACGAGGUGACGGGGUUGUGUACUACUAGCACAGUAGGAGUAGAAGCCUGAAGGAGUCAAUGGUCAAGUACAGGGCCCAGUGCAGAGCUAAUGGCUGAUGAUGGAGUGGGCAUUACACACUAUGGUAACAAUAUGCGAGCUGAGUGGCUGCACAAGUGAAGCGAGAGGAGAAGUGAAGGGUAAGCUGAAGCGGGUGGAAGAAGGAAAUGUAAGGAAGCGACAGCUGAAGACUCGCUUGGCAGGUUUGUGGUGGUACUCAUGAUGGGUGGUGAAUUGAGAGAGAUGCGUGUGAAGGAAAGAUGGGAUGUGAAUGGUUGUAGGCGAGGAAAAGAGUGGGUGAGGAGGAAGAUGGCAGAGAGAAAAGCGUGUGGGAAGGAUGGGAAGGAUGGGAAGGAUAAGGAGGAGGGCGCAUUGGGCAGAGAGUGAGAGUGAGAGGAAGAGGAAGAGGGAGAGGGAGAGGAGGUGGAGGAGAGGAGAGAGGGAGAGAGCGAGAGAGGGAGAGCGAGAGAGGGAGCCAGAGAGAAGAGCACCAACAAGCGCAAGGGGAAGCAACAAACACGCAACGACUCAUCCGAUUCAGCGACUCAGCGAUGAGGAUCAGACGGCAAGUGACUGAUGCCACAGUCAGAUCAAUCAAGUCGCUUUGCCCAAUGCCUGGUAGUUGAUCCGGCGCCGCAGGGAAGACCAAGGGGAGAUGAUGGGAGAAGGGAGCUCAGCUGCCCGCCCGCCAUUUUUGCCCUGCUCUGCCUGCUCUCCUCUCCCUCCCAUUUUACUACUACAGCUUCUCUCACCAAAGAAUCCUCCCAUACAAUUUUGCGCUGUACUGUACAGUGCCAGUCUUUCGUCGCCUGCGUUACCACUACAUACUUCGACACCACUCACCUCACCUUUUUGACGCGUUUUCCUCUCCUAGGAACGCAGAACAAAUACAGCUUCUCGUCUCGACAUCAGCUCACCAUCAAAAUGCCUAAAGCAACCGCCAAAGCCACCUCCAAGGCUAAGAGUACUCGAGGUGACAAGAAGAAGAAGGACCCCAACGCUCCCAAGCGCGGCCUCUCUGCAUACAUGUUCUUUGCCAAUGAGCAACGUGAGAAUGUCCGUGAGGAAAACCCAGGCAUCAGCUUCGGUCAAGUCGGCAAAGUCCUUGGUGAUAGGUGGAAGGCUCUUAGUGAGAAGCAGCGUGAGCCAUACGAGAAGAAGGCUGCCACCGACAAGAAGCGUUACGAAGACGAGAAGGCCAAGUACAAUGCCGCUGCCAGUGAUGAGGAUGAGGACUAAACAAGUCAUCGUCUCCGGACGUUGACCGAUUUCAGUCAUCUUUCUUUACUCUGGUUAUGUGUUUACUCGCAAUGAACGGAUGGGUGGCAGGGGUUCUGGAGUCUGCAGUGUCGACAGGAAUCAUGGGCUUUCACGGACAAUGCAUGGGAAUAGCAUCGAGCACGAGCUUCAGCUCAACGAACUAAUCAUCAUCAUCGUGCCCACAGAGUUAUCCUGUAUGUCACGGUGAAUUGAGCUGCAAUAACACAAGAUGUGACUUGGCAUGACAUGCUACUUGCUGUAUACUAGCUCUUCUAUCAAUGCAAUGUCUCGCAUAA